CAGAUACAACUGCUAGUUAUAUUGACAAAACAGUCCUAUUAACUCCACAAUGAGCGACCUUUCAGCGUCUACAUUCGCAUUGUUUCACUGAGUACAUGAAACAUGGAAAACGGUGCGGGAAGAUAUGGACGUCGCAUGACGUUCAAGACUCCCGUUUUGCCCGAAGCGAGACUAGAAUGGGAAACUGAGAAUAGUUGUUUAUACAACAAUGUGCAACAGACAGAGUAUCCGCCGAUAUUCGCUAGGCAGUCGUGGACCAAGGGCGUGCUCGAGAAGGAUAUGCAGAUGUAUUUCAAGCCUUCAGAAACUAUAGGUUCAACUUUUACACCUGGAGCUCAACACUUGAAAAUCCAAGAUAUGAGAUGCCAUAAACGGAAAAAAGUUGGACCUCUUGGAGAGGACGGAAAAUUAUGCUAUCCCCCGAAAAAGACAAAGAAACAGAUAGAAGAAGAGGGAAGAAAGGAGAAGGAAAGGCAAAAUAGAUUGAAGGUAACUAACGAAGGAUUCGUUGACGUCGAAGAUCUGCUGUCCGGGGCGUAUCAUAGAAGAAGGGAAGAAGAGAAAGAAAGGCAGAAAUCAGUAACGAAAAUGAUCAAGAAAGUCGAUUUGCUGAAAUGGGAGGGCUUUCGAGAUGAAUCUGAAAAAAUGAAAAAACUGCAAGCCAUACUACCAAAGGAUCCUGACGAACAACGAGAAUACUUGCUCAACCAGUGCGAAGAAGAUAUGAAAAAGCCAAUCACAAAGAAAGAUUUGCAAAGGACGGUUUAUUAUCUGACCGAGGGAAUACUUCCUGAACACAUACUACCUUACGAUCGAUCGCUUCUAAAACGAGUUCGUCUAAAAAUACCAGAAAAAUACAAAAGUAUAAGGGAGUACAAAUCAAUGAUUGCGGCCGAUGAGAAUUUAAUACUAAUGUUGUACUGUGUUUUUAUGAGAAAAAAUUUAUUGCAAUACGUCCUUCAUGAUCCAGGAGAGUGGAGAAGGUUGAAUUUUGAGACUUUUCCAAUAGAUUACCCAAUCAUGUUGAUUCGUGCUCCAGUUCCAUGGCACACCGCCUUCUGUUUGAAUCAACAACAAAUGGAGAGACAUUACUAUAACGGUAAUGUUGUUUUAAGAAAAAUUCGUGACCUUUGGUUCGAAAGCUACGAGAACAUGUUGAUAUUACCUCUAGAGCAAUUAGAGGAAAAAUCCCCAUUUCCAAUCUCUCCAGGGGAGUUUGGACAGAGAGUACUCGAUAUAUGUCAGAACUCAAGAAAAAUACUCAAGAAGGAAUGGCUGCCAGCAUGUGCGGACAUAUUCUUGGAGAACAAGCAAGAAUGGAAAUGCUACAUUCCAGUAACUAAACACGAUUCUUCGGUGUUGAUCGAGAGAUUUUUCGAAUGUGCCAAUGUCCUUAUGUCAAUGCAAUUGAGAACGUUGGUCGUGAAGAGCCUGAAGCACUUUAUCAGUUUACUGUUCAAGUUCAAGGAUGGGAACGAUUAUGGAAACGAAUAUAGAGACCUUGCGCUUAUCAAUCUCCCGAUUCUUACAAUAGUAGCACAACCCGAGCUUGGAACCGAAAAAAUAUUUCUGACUCCAACUUUCGAUGAAAUACGAAAAAUGUUCGAGGACUGCUUCUCCCGAAUAGUAGCUGUCAAUUACGAGCUUCCUAAGAUUGAGGCAAUAAUGUUUCCAGAAUUUUCCGACGAGAAACGACACCUCUACCCUGUCUUGGAAACAGACGAAACUGUGGUGGCGUUACACGACGAAAUGUUGGAAGCAUUCGUUACAAACUUCAUUGGGCCUGAGAAGUACUUACAGCUUUACGAGAAUUACUAUUAUCUGUUAAACGGAACAGCAAAAAAAGAUUUGGAGGAGUACUUUAACCUGGACCCUUUCCCGUAUUUGAAGGACUUUGCGAGAAGAAUUUACAAGUACGAAGAACUACGUGAUGAAAUAAUAUUGCUCAGAAACAACAUACCACUAAACCUCUUCAAUUUGAAUUGCAAACGACUGAACGAGAGCCUGUAUCGUGUCGUCUCCCUACUUCGUAAUACGAUCGUAGACCACUUCGUGAAGGAAAACCACGAUCAUAAUAGAAAGAUUUGCGAUACGUUUGAUGAAAUGUCUCAGAAGGUCAGCGGUAGUCCAGAUACGGUCGCAGAAUUGGUCGCACUCCAAAACUACGUUGUCGAGUGUAGGGACGUUACUAUGUAUAACUUGAAAGAGCAAAUCAGAAAAACCGCUGAAAAUGUCUUGUUUUUAAUGGACCACGCGCAUCUGAUUCGUGAUGAUAUCGUAUUGAACUGCCGCGUGUUCGUCUGGCCGAAGGACAUGGAAGCCGUGAUCGAUCUGGCCCUACAAAGGAUCAGCAUGAAGAGGGACUUUGCCGAACAGAGCCUGCGGACCAGACGGGUACAUUUCGAUGCGAGGCUCAAAAAACACGAAAAAAUGUUGGUCGCUUUUAAAAAGAGGGAUCCGCCGAUGCUCACUAUGGAGGAGAUGGAAGACGCUGUGUCUGUGGUCGAAAACCUAGUGAAAAAGCUAGAGGAGGACAAAGCUGAAGCCGAACAGAUCAAUGAAGAGGAACAGUUGUUGGAUAUGGAUGCAUCGCCGUUCAUGAAUCUUUACAAGAUGAUUUCAAUGAUAGAUCCAUAUGACAAAUUGUGGCAUAAUGUCCUUGAGUAUAACAAAAACUACGAUUUGUGGUACUACGGUCCGUUUGCUGAACUGGACGCAGAGGAAAUAACGGAGUACGUGGACACUAUAUGGAGAACACUGUAUAAACUAGCAAAGACAUUCACAGAUAAUCCCGGCGCAAGAAGGAUAGCAGAAAUGGUCAGAGCCAAAGUAGAAAAGUUCCGGCAGUUUCUGCCCGUUUUGCAAACGGUUUGCAAUAAAGGGUUGCAACAAAGACACUGGAAUAAGAUCAGCGAAACGGUAGGAGUUCAGAUAGUGAUCACUGAGGACUCGACGUUGAAUGAGAUGAUAGAGAUCGGUCUGCCGAAGAUUACUGCUCAACUGGAAGAAAUAGGUGCAGCCGCUACAAAAGAAUAUGCUUUGGAGAAGAAUUUGGCGAAGAUGAAAGAGGAAUGGGUGGAUAUAAGGUUCGAGAUGGUACCAUACAGGGAAACUGGUGUGAAUAUUUUGAGCGCAGUCGACGACAUUCAAGUGAUGAUGGACGAUCACAUUCUGAAGGCGCAAACAAUGAGAGGAUCUCCAUACGUGAAAGCCUUUGAGGCAGAAAUGCAAGCUUGGGAAGAGAAGCUGAUCUCUAUGCAGGACAUUUUAGAGCAAUGGUUGAUGUGUCAAGCUACAUGGAUGUACUUAGAGCCGAUAUUUAGCUCGGAAGACAUAAUGCGACAGAUGCCGACUGAAGCGAGGAACUUCAAGGUUGUUGAUAGGGUAUGGAGGGCUAUUCAAGGCCAUACCGUGAAGGACCCGCAUGUUUUGGCGGCCACUGAUUUCAAAGAUAUGUUGAAACUGCUGAAGGAAAACAACCGGUUAUUGGAUGAGAUUCAGAAAGGUCUGAACGACUAUCUAGAGAAGAAGAGACUGUUCUUCCCAAGAUUCUUUUUCUUAUCAAAUGACGAACUACUAGAGAUAUUGUCUGAAACUAAAGAUCCAUUAAGGGUGCAACCUCACCUGAAGAAAUGCUUCGAAGGCAUUCAUCAAUUAGACUUUUCCAUAGAUGAAGAGGUUGUUGGUAUGGUCAGCGCCGAAAAAGAGAAGGUACCGUUCACCGGAAAAGUCAUCCCAGCCGAUGCUAAAGGAAUGGUAGAGAAAUGGUUGGUGCAGGUGGAAAGCAUCAUGAUACAGUCUUUAAAAGAUAUAACGCGGGAUGCUGUGAAACACUAUCCAACGGUAGAAAGACCGACUUGGAUCUUGGCUUGGCCUGGUCAGGUGGUCCAAUGUGUAGAUUGCGUUCAAUGGACUGCUGAGGUUACAAAUGCUAUUUUCAGUGGAUCAUUGUCACAACAAGAGGCAUUGUGCACAACUCAGAUAGAACAGAGUGUGAAAAUGGUGCAAGGCAAUCUAAAACCUAACAAUCAAGUAACCGUAGAAGCAUUAAUCGUCAUUGAUGUACACUGUAGAGACAUCGUCAAGAUGCUGAAGGAAUUGAAAGUGGUGUCUGUAGCAGAUUUCAACUGGAUAUCACAGCUGCGCUAUUACUGGCGCGACCUCCUUGUGACGGUUUCCAUGAUUACUACGGAAGUCAUGUACGGAUUCGAGUACUUGGGAAACACUGGGCGACUGGUAGCUACACCUUUAACAGAUAGGUGUUACAGGACAUUAAUGGGUGCAUUAAAGUUGAACCUCGGUGGCGCACCCGAGGGUCCUGCAGGUACCGGCAAGACAGAAACUUGCAAGGAUUUGGCGAAAGCUGUCGCAAAAAAGUGUGUUGUAUUUAACUGCUCCGACGGGUUGGAUUACAAAGCACUUGGAAAAUUCUUCAAGGGACUAGCUCAGGCCGGUGCAUGGGCAUGUUUCGACGAGUUCAACAGAAUCGAGCUGGAAGUACUUUCUGUUGUGGCACAACAGAUAUUGAGCAUCCAGAUGGCGGUUGCGGCUAAGUUGAAAAAGUUUGUUUUUGAAGGAACUGAAAUCACCUUGGAUCCAACUUGUACCUGUUUCAUCACAAUGAAUCCAGGAUAUGCAGGGAGACAGGAACUACCGGACAACCUUAAAGUUUUGUUUAGAACUGUAGCGAUGAUGGUACCAGAUUACGCGAUGAUUGGAGAGAUUUCUCUGUAUUCUUAUGGAUUUGUCCAAGCUAAGAGCCUCGCUCAAAAGAUAGUGCACACGUACAAAUUAUGCUCGGAACAGCUAUCCUCACAAAAUCACUACGAUUACGGAAUGCGAGCUGUCAAAUCUGUACUUCUAGCUGCCGGGGCGCUAAGAAGAAACUAUCCAAACGCACAAGAAGGGCAGCUAGUCCUUAGGGCAAUUAUAGAUGUCAAUUUGCCAAAAUUCUUAGCACAGGAUGUACCUCUGUUCAUCGGUAUCUACAACGAUUUAUUCCCCGGAGUCGAACUGCCCUCUUUCGAGAGGGCGGACUUGAUUGCAAGUCUGAUUGAAGAGAUAAAGAAAAAAAACUUGCAACCAACUCCCUGGUACGUGGAAAAAUGCAUGCAGAUAUACGAGAUGAUACUCGUGAGGCACGGUCUGAUGAUCGUAGGCAAGCCUAUGGGAGGUAAAACGUGUGCGUAUCAGUCGUUAGCCGAAGGACUAGGAUCAUUAUCGAGCAAUCCAAACAGUAAACUGAUAGAACACGCAGUUAUUUAUAAAAUAAUCAAUCCUAAAGCUAUAACAAUGGGGCAGCUGUAUGGGCAGUUCGAUCCCGCUUCCCACGAAUGGUCUGAUGGCGUAUUGGCAACCACUUUUCGGGAGUUUGCAAACAGUACAACACUAGAUAGAAAAUGGAUUUUGUUUGAUGGCCCAGUAGAUGCCGUCUGGAUAGAAAACAUGAACACAGUUUUGGAUGACAAUAAAAAGUUAUGUCUGAUGUCCGGUGAAAUCAUUCAGAUGUCUCCACAGAUGAAUUUGAUUUUCGAACCGGCCGACUUGGAACAAGCUUCUCCAGCAACAGUGUCUAGAUGCGGAAUGAUUUAUAUGGAACCAGCGUUGCUCGGAUGGAGACCUUUCAUGGAUUCUUACUUGGCGAAACUGGAAAAAAUAUUGCUACAGGAACAACUGGAAAUCCUGCAAGAGUGCUUGGAAUGGCUGGUUCCGCCAUGUCUCGAACAUAUCAAUACUCAUUGCAAGAAGUUCGUUGAAACAUCGGAUAUUCAUUUAUUUUAUUCCUUCACACGUCUCUUCACUUGCCUACUGAGAACAGAAAACCAAGUGAGUACCGUCUGGCUCCAAAGUGUCUUUCUAUUUUGCCUCGCCUGGGGUCUAGGCUCAACGCUGAACCACGAUGGACAAAGGACAUUCGAUGUGUUCUACAGAAAAAUCCUAAAUGGAGACAACAAACAUCAUCCUAAACCGAAAUCGUACAAGCUGGCAAGGAACCAGAUAUUUCCGGACCGUUCUGUAGUGUUCGAUUGGAUUUUCGAUAAGAAAAAUAACGGCUCAUGGCUCAACUGGUCAGACACCGUGGAUAAAGUGCAACAGAUUCCGGCGAAUGCUAAGGCGAGCGAGUUGAUCAUCCAAACGAACGAUUCUUGUUGCCAAAGAUUUUUCCUGAAGACGUGCCUAGAUAACGAACUUCCGAUUUUAUUCGUCGGGCCAACGGGCACUGGCAAAACCGCGAUUGUAUUAGACCAUCUGCUGAAUCUACCCAAGGAGAAAUAUCUACCGAAUGUUAUCAAUUUCAGUGCACGAACUUCCUCUACAAUGACUCAAGAAAUGGUAAUGGCAAAACUAGACAAACGAAGACGCGGUGUUUUUGGUCCGUCGAUGGGAAAAAAGUGCGUUCUAUUCAUCGACGAUGUAGGUAUGCCCCAAAAAGAAACUUGGGGUGCCCAGCCACCUGUUGAGUUGCUCAGGCAGUGGAUCGAUCAUGGACAUUGGUACGAGAAAGAUACAUCAACUCUGUAUUUGGUAGACCUUAUGUUUGUCGGAGCAAUGGGUGUACCUGGUGGUGGCAGGAACGAAAUUACUGACAGAUUUCUCAGACAUAUGCAAAUCAUUGGACUUGAUUCCUUCGAUGACAACACCCUCACAAAAAUAUUUUCUACUAUUUUGGACUGGCAUUUCGCUAAAGGAUACGUGGAGCCAGUAGCAAGGCUUUCAAGGUUCUGUGUCGGCGCCACAAUAGAAGUCUACAAAGAAGCGACUUUGAAUUUUUUGCCAACGCCAUCAAAGUCUCAUUAUACGUUCUCGUUAAGAGACUUUUCGAGAGUAAUAAAUGGUCUACUUCUCACCCCACCCCCAAAAAUGGAUGACCCUGACAAAUUUAUACGAUUGUGGAUCCACGAAACAUAUAGGGUGUUCCAUGAUAGACUCAUUGACGAUGCUGACAGGGCAAAGCUUUUCGACAUCGUCAAGAAAGCGACGUACCAAAAUUUCAGGCAGCCUAUGGAUAAAGUGUGUGCAAAUCUUGUGGGAGAGGAGGAAACUUUAGGUCCCCAACAUAUUAGAAACCUUUUUUUCGGAAAUUACAUGGAACCAGAUGCCGAUCCCAAGUAUUAUGACGAGAUAUCAGACAUGGAAGGCCUAAUAGAAAAAAUGGAGUACUACCUAAGUGAAUACAACAUGCUGUCAAAGUCUCCGAUGAACCUGGUGAUGUUCAAGUUCGCAAUAGAACACGUUUCCAGGGUAUCCAGAGUCCUUACGCAGCCGAACGGGAACGUGUUGCUCGUGGGUGUCGGAGGAUCCGGUAGGCACAGUUCUGCCAAGUUAGCUGCCUCGAUGGCCGAGAGCACGAUAUUUGAGAUAGAAAUUGGCAGAACAUAUGGUAUUUCCGACUGGAGAGAAGAUUUAAAAAGACUACUCCUGAAGGCAGGUUGUGACGGUAAGCCUAUCGUUUUUCUGUUUGGAGAUACGCAGAUCAAAGACGAGCUGUUCGUGGAGGAUAUCAACACGAUUCUUAAUACAGCCGAUGUACCAAAUUUGUAUCAGCCUGAUGAGAAGGCUGAAAUACUGGAAAGGAUGCAGACUGCUUCAAAAGACAGCGGCAAAAAGAUUGAUUCAACACCUUUGGCGUUGUACAACUUCUUCAUAGAACGCGUUAGAAAUAAUCUCCAUGUAGCUCUAUGCAUGUCACCCAUAGGAGAUUCGUUCAGAGUGAGAUGUAGGAUGUUUCCAUCUUUAAUCAACUGUUGUACAAUAGACUGGUUCCAAACCUGGCCAGACGAUGCAUUAGAAAGGGUGGCAGACAUGUUUUUAUCGCAGACAGACAUCAACCCCGAAAUGAUCGUACUGUGCGUAUCAAUUUGUAAGCAUUUCCACGUCACCGUUCAGGAAGCUUCAGAGGUGUUCUUCAGAGAGCAGAAAAGGAAGACGUAUAUAACUCCAACGUCCUACUUGGAAUUGAUUCAAACGUUCAAAACCUUAUACGCGUUAAAAGUGGAGCAGAUCACGCUGCAGCGAAAUCGCUACGAAACUGGCUUAGAAAAGCUGGAUUUUGCGGCUGGACAAGUCGGAUUGAUGCAGGACGAACUGACGGCUCUGCAACCAAAGCUGAUAGUCGCUUCCGAGAUAACUGAGAAGUUAAUGAUAAAAAUCGAGCAGGAUACCGUUAAAGUCGAGAAACAGAAAGAGAUCGUAGGGGCUGAUGAAGCAUUAGCCAAUGAAGCAGCGGCCGCUGCUCAAGCAAUCAAGGAUGACUGCGAAUCGGACUUGUCGGAAGCAAUCCCGGCUUUGGAAGCUGCCGUGGAAGCUCUGGAUACUCUGAAACCGGCAGAUAUCACCGUCGUGAAAUCCAUGAAAAAUCCACCAUCCGGCGUUAAGCUCGUUAUGGAAGCGAUUUGCGUUAUGAAACAGAUGAAACCUGACAGGAAGCCUGACUUGACCACAGGCCGAAUGGUCGAGGACUACUGGGGGGCAUCCGUGAAGCUUUUGGGCGACAUGAAAUUUCUAGAGAGCCUAAAAGCUUACGAUAAAGAUAACAUACCGGCUCCUGUAAUGAAGAGAAUUAGAGAAAGAUUUAUGUCGGAUCGAGAAUUUGAUCCAGACAGAAUCAAAUCCGUGUCGACUGCCUGUGAGGGUCUAUGCAAAUGGGUUAGAGCUAUGGAAGUCUACGACAGAGUCAUCAAAAUUGUGGCUCCGAAGAAGGCCAGGCUAGAAGAGGCUGAGGCAGAAUUGGCUAAGCAAAUGGAUACGUUGAAUGCCAAAAGGGCGGAGCUUCAAAUCGUAGCAGACAAAUUACAAGCCCUAAAUGACGAGUUCGCCGCCGAAACGAAGAAAAAGAAGGAUCUAGAAGAUGAGAUUAAUCUAUGCUCUCAGAAAUUAGACAGAGCUGAGAAGCUGAUCGGUGGUUUGGGUGGCGAGAAAAGCAGAUGGUCUGAAACAGCUGUUGCUUUACAUGGGUUGCUGGGUAACGUUAUUGGAGAUGUGCUUUUGUCAGCUGGAACCAUUGCGUACUUGUCGCCGUUCACAGUCAAUUAUAGGCAAGACCUUCUGAAAAGAUGGAACGAAUAUUCCUUGAAGACUGGUAUACCCUGCUCACAUAACUUUUCAUUAGUGACCACUAUGGGAGAACCAGUCAUCAUAAGAGCUUGGAAUAUUGCUGGUUUGCCGUUUGACAAUUACAGUAUCGAGAAUGGCAUAAUUUCAACAACGGCAAGGAGAUGGCCUUUGAUGAUUGAUCCACAAGGACAAGCAAAUAAAUGGGUGAAAAAUAUGGAAAAGAACAACCGUCUACAGGUGAUCAAGCUAACGGACUCAAACUAUGUGAGGGUACUGGAAAAUGCGAUAACAUUCGGCAGCCCUGUCCUUUUGGAAAAUAUCGGCGAGGAGAUCGACGCUGUUUUGGAUCCGAUUUUGGUGAAAAACAUCUACAAGUCUACCGGCAUCUGGUAUAUGAAGCUUGGCGACAACGUCUUGGAAUACUCGUUCGACUUUCGAUUUUAUAUCACUACAAGACUCAGGAAUCCCCAUUAUCUACCCGAGCUGGCCGUUAAAAUUACACUGGUCAAUUUCAUGAUCACUCCACAGGGAUUGCAAGAUCAGCUUCUCGGCAUCGUGGUGGCUAAAGAAAAACCGGAACUCGAAGAAAAGAAAAACGCAAUGAUCGUAGAAAGCGCCGACAACAAAAGAAUGUUAAAAGAAAUCGAAGACAAAAUAUUGGAAGUGCUUUCUUCGUCUGAAGGCAACAUUCUAGAAGACGAAACCGCAAUCAAGAUUCUAUCUUCGAGCAAAGUUCUUUCCGAAGAGAUCCAGGAGAAGCAAAAACAGGCAGCCGUCACCGAAAAGGAGAUAGACGCUGCGAGAAAUGGAUACGUACUAGUUUCAAAACAUUCAUCGGUUCUGUUCUUUUGCAUCUCAGAGUUGACGAACAUAGACCCCAUGUACCAGUAUUCAUUAGGAUGGUUUAUAAACUUGUACAAUCAGUCAAUCAUCCAUAGUGAUAAGUCGAGUAUACUGGCUCAACGACUGCUCAACCUGAACAAUCAUUUUACUAAUAAUAUAUACAGAAAUGUAUGCAGAUCGUUAUUUGAAAAGGACAAGCUCAUAUUUUCAUUUGUGCUGACCGUGGGAAUACUAAGAUCACAGGAGAAAAUUGACGAAGAGGUAUGGACGUUCCUCCUGACAGGAGGUGUAGCUUUGGACAAUCCGUUUCCAAAUCCUGCCACAGAAUGGCUCAGUGACAAAUCGUGGUCGGAAAUUGUUAGAUCGAGUAAUCUAAAAGGGCUGGAAGCGUUUAAGGAUUCGGUUAUGGAUGACCCGAGAGCUUGGAAGAAGUUCUAUGAUGUCCCAAAUCCCAACGAGAUACCUUGUCCAGCACCUUUAGAUCAUCUAAGAGGCUUAGUACGAUUGGUUGCACUACGGUGCAUAAGGCCAGAUAAGGUGGUUCCUGCUGUCCAGGCGUACAUUGUAGAAGAAAUGGGUCCCUCGUACUUAGAGCCUCCUCAAUUCAAUUUGGAAGAGUCGUACAAUGACAGCAAUUGCUGUUCACCGUUGGUAUUCAUCCUGUCUCCUGGAUCUGACCCGAUGGCUGGACUGAUCAGGUUUGCGGCUGAUAAGGGCAUUCCAAAGACUAGUCUUAUGACUAUAUCUCUAGGACAAGGACAGGGUCCAAUUGCAGCGAACAUGAUAAACACAGGACUAGAGACAGGUCAAUGGGCUGUCUUACAAAACUGCCAUCUAGCAGAGAGCUGGAUGAGAGAGUUGGACAGAAUUUGUGACGAGGUUAUCGUUCCUGAAGUUGCUAAUCCUAAUUUUAGGCUAUGGUUGACCAGCUAUCCGAGCAAAGCUUUCCCAGUUGCCAUACUGCAAAAUGGUGUUAAAAUGACUAACGAAGCACCCAAGGGCUUAAGACAAAAUUUACUAAGAUCCUACGGUUCUGAUCCGAUAUCUGACCCCGAGUUCUUCUUGGCCUGCCCGAAUCGAAAAGGAUUCCAGCGACUUUUAUUUGCGUUGUGCUUCUUCCACGCAUUGGUACAAGAAAGAAGAAAGUUCGGGCCGCUCGGAUGGAACAUUCCUUACGAGUUUAAUGAGUCUGAUUUGAGGAUUUGUGCAUUGCAACUUCAGAUGUUCUUGACAGAAUACGUCGAUAUCCCUUAUGACGCGUUAACGUAUCUGACAGGAGAAUGCAACUAUGGAGGACGAGUAACUGACGACAAAGAUAGGCGAUUAUUGAACUCUCUACUUUCUAUUUUCUAUACGCCCGAUGCAGUAAAUAAAGCACGGUAUACGUUUUCACCAAGUGGUAUCUACCACGUCCCUGAUGACGUCAGCUAUGAUGGUUGUGUCAACUACAUAAAGUCUCUACCGUUAAAUCCAAUGCCAGAGGUGUAUGGUUUGCAUGAAAAUGCGGAUAUUACGAAAGACAACCAAGAAACGGCAAUCCUUUUGCAAGGCGUUCUGUUGACGCAAACCCAAAUAACGGCUGGUGGAGGUGGUGAAGAUACUCAAGAUAUGAUCAUUGACUUGGCCAAUGAUAUACUUAGUAAAGUCCCGGAUGUUUUCAAUGUAGAAGAUGUCAGCAAGAAAUACCCUGUGAUGUAUAAAAAUUCCAUGAAUACAGUUUUGAGACAGGAGCUAAUAAGAUUCAACAGGCUGGUGGUAGUUGUUAAAAGGACUCUCAGAGACAUGAUAAAAGCAGUUGCAGGAUUGGUAGUGAUGUCUGCUGAGUUAGAGGAAACUUGCAACUCGCUGGUUAUAGGAAAAGUGCCUACCGCUUGGGCGAGCAAAAGUUACCCUAGCUUGAAACCACUAGGGUCUUAUGUAACGGAUUUGAUCGCAAGAUUGAAAUUUUUUCAAGACUGGAUCGACGGUGGGACACCCAACGUGUUCUGGAUCUCCGGGUUUUACUUCACCCAAUCAUUCUUGACUGGCAUCCUGCAGAAUUUCUCCAGAAAGCGGAAGCUUCCGAUAGACUGGAUUCACUUUGAAUAUUACAUUUCGAAAUUCGAAACAGAACCAGACGUCUGUCCUUUUUAUGGCGUUUUUUGCAAGGGUCUGUUUCUGGAGGGAGCCCGCUGGGACAGAAACUUAAACAUGCUGAACGAGUCCUUUCCAAAGAUCCUGUUCGACACCGUCCCCGUGAUAUGGUUGAAACCAGCCGAAAUAGCUAAAUUCAAACCAGAACAAUCCUACAAUUGUCCCGUGUACAAGACGUCGGCGAGAAGAGGAGUGUUGUCCACAACAGGUCAUUCAACUAACUUUGUCAUGUACAUGUCUUUCGCUACAAAUCUGCCAGAAAAGCACUGGAUCAACAGGGGUGUAGCCUCGUUGUGUCAGUUAGAUGACUGACGUUUUACAAAUGCUGUGAGUUCUACUUAUUUAUACUUUUGGAAUAUAAUUAUUUUAC
Acanthoscelides obtectus is the source of this 12400-nucleotide messenger RNA. The record is from the annotation of a GenBank genome assembly. Lineage: Eukaryota; Metazoa; Arthropoda; Insecta; Coleoptera; Chrysomelidae.